UACAUGCGUUGUCGCCCUGCCUGAGGUGUCGAGCAGCGAGCAGCACAGCAGCCGGACGGACCAGCUGAGGAAGAGAGAGCGAGACAGACAGACGACAAGUAGUCCUCCACGCCCAGAGAUCUCCAGCCUCCCCGCCUCGCCUCCCAGUUUCAGGUUUCCAACAUGGACGCCACCUCGCAGAUCUCGCCAGAGGAGCUGGAGGAGCUCAGAGAAGCUUUCACAAAGAUCGAUGUGGACAAAAACGGAUUCAUCAGCAAAGUCGAGCUGAACGAGCUCUUCAGAGCCGCGAACCUGCCGCUGCCCGGGUACAGGAUCCGCGAGAUCAUCCAGGAGCUGACCAAGACCAGCGACCAGCUCACCUUCGAGGAGUUUACUCAGAUCGUCCACAGGCUGAAGAGCACCGAGGUGGGAAAGACCUUCAGGAAGGCCAUCAACAAGAAGGAGGGAAUCUGCAACGUGGCGGGAACCUCAGAGCAGUCCGGCACCCAGCACUCCUACUCAGAGGAGGAGAAGGUGGCCUUUGUGAACUGGAUCAACAAAGCUCUGGAGAAGGACGCCGACUGUAAACAUGUCCUGCCGAUGGAUCCCAACAGCAACAACCUGUUCACCGCUAUGGGAGACGGAAUCGUCCUCUGUAAGAUGAUCAACUUGUCGGUCCCUGACACCAUUGAUGAGAGAACCAUCAACAAGAAGAAGCUCACACCCUUCACCAUCCAGGAGAACCUGAACCUGGCUCUGAACUCGGCGUCGGCCAUCGGCUGCCACGUGGUGAACAUCGGAGCUGAGGACCUGAAAGAGGGCAGGCAGCACCUGGUCCUGGGUCUGCUGUGGCAGGUCAUCAAGAUCGGACUGUUCGCCGACAUCGAGCUCAGCAGGAAUGAAGCUCUGAUCGCGCUGCUGCGUGAUGGAGAGAGUCUGGAGGAUCUGAUGAAACUUUCCCCCGAGGAGCUGCUGCUGCGUUGGGCCAACUAUCACCUGGAGCAGGCUGGCGGCGGCAAGAUCAACAACUUCAGCUCCGACAUCAAGGACUCGAGGGCGUACUACAACCUCCUGAACCAGGUGGCACCCAAAGGAGAUGAGGAGGGAAUCCCCCCCAUCGCCAUCGACAUGUCGGGACUCAGGGAGAAAGAAGACCUGAAGCGUGCAGAGUGCAUGCUGGAGCAGGCGGACCGGCUCGGAUGCAGACAGUUUGUCAUGCCGCCAGAUGUCGUCCGAGGAAACCCCAAACUCAACUUGGCUUUUGUUGCUAAUCUGUUCAACAAGUACCCGGCUCUGAAGAAACCAGAGAACCAGGACAUCGACUGGAGCUCCAUCGAAGGUGAAACCAGGGAGGAGCGUACCUUCAGGAACUGGAUGAACUCGCUGGGGGUCAACCCUCGUGUCAACCACCUCUACGUAGACAUUGAUGACGCCCUGGUGAUCUUCCAGUUGUACGAGAAGAUCAAGGUACCAGUGGACUGGGACAAGGUCAACAAACCUCCCUACCCGAAACUGGGCAGCAACAUGAAGAAGCUGGAGAACUGUAACUACGCCGUGGAGCUGGGAAAGAAGGAGGCCAAAUUCUCUCUGGUCGGCAUCGCGGGUCAGGACCUGAACGCAGGGAAUCGAACCCUCACCCUGGCUCUGCUCUGGCAGCUCAUGAGACGAUACACCCUGAACAUCCUGGAGGACCUGGGCGACGGUCAGAAAGUGACCGAUGACACCAUCGUGGCCUGGGUCAACGACGUGCUCAAACAGGCCGGAAAACCCACCAUCUCCAGCUUUAAGGACGGGUCUAUCAGCAGCAGCAUGCCCGUUCUGGACCUGAUCGAUGCCAUCCAGCCCGGAUCGAUCAGAUACGACCUGCUGAAGACAGAGGACCUGACUGAGGAGGAGAAACUCAACAACGCAAAGUACGCCAUCUCCAUGGCGAGGAAGAUCGGCGCCAGGGUGUACGCUCUGCCCGAGGACCUGGUGGAGGUCAAACCCAAGAUGGUGAUGACGGUGUUCGCCUGCCUCAUGGCACGCGGCAUGAAGAGGGUCUGAGGAGACGGGGGGCGGGGGUUACUUCUGCAGAGGCUCGGCUGUGUAUUGGUGACUUUAAACAGGACAGUUGAGGGAGAAAAUAAACUUAAAUUUUGGAUAUUAACAUGGCACAGAUAAUGCGAACACGGCGGUGAUGUCUCGAGGCAAAGGGAGAGCUGAAGGAAUCAUGGGGGAGAAGUUAAUCCACUGCAGACUGCGUCUUUCAUUCCUCUUGCUUUAAACUCAAACCCAACUCAUUGAAAACGUCCUGAGCUUUAUUACCACAAACAUUUCUUAGAGGCAGAAAUAACCCGAACAACGUGAAGACAGAGCCAGGAGCUGCAGUGACCGGCCUGAACCUGGAAGCCUUCUAGUAGCAGAGCAUUAGUCUCUCCCUUCUCUGCUUUCCCACUGGGUUGACGCCAAAAGCCACGUAGCAACAAAAUCUCCGUUUCUGUUGAACUCGACGAGAUUUCUGCCUCGAAUAAAUGUUUCGGACUAAAGCCCAGACUGUGCCAUGUGUGCCUAGUGUUGAAGUUUUUAAACUUAGUGAUUACUCGAUUAGUCUGUUACAGCAGUCGAAUGACAAUUUGUUGUUUGUUUUUCUGGCUCCAGCUUAUGAAGCCCAAACACUGUAGGAGGUUAGCGGAUGCGUCACAAGUAUAACUGAAUACAGCAAUAGAUAAUAAAACUGAAGACCCACAUUGAUCCUGGACCAACUGGUGCCCUGAAAAUACACCGAGAUGCAAAUUUUAUCCUCAUGUUAGCACGAGGAAAAUGGGAAAUAUACAGUUUCAGUGACUAAAUACAGGCUGAGACCAAAACACAGUAAAACUAAGAAACAGAACAGUAAAAGGAUUUUGUUAAAUUGUAUUUAACCAACUGAGGCUUUAAGCUUUACAUUCCUGUGCCAGUAUUAACCAUUGAUGUGUUCAGUUAUAUUUUUGACUUCUGACCUCUUGUUUCAGCUUUUAUAAUGUGAACAUUUCUUUGCCUGUUUUUUAUCACUGUACAUUUGAUUCUUUGGGUUUUUGGACUGUUGGCCAUUAGUAAUUAUUUUUUACAUUUAGGAAAAAAAAAAAAAAGAUAAAGUACAUAAAUUAGUACACGGCCAAUGCAGUAAACAUGCAGGUGUCCCAGUCUUUGUUGGUUUUGUUUUACAGAAUUCUGUGCAGCAGGUUAACGGUGAGGGAUUGACUUUUUCAGUGCAGAACUGCAUCUUUCCCCCUUCACGUCUUCCCUGUGUAUUUCUGUGGGACAUGAUGCGUCUCGGGCAGAGCCACAGUCUCACCUGCUGUUUUUAAACCAAAUCCAAACACAUUUCAAAUCAGAAACUUUACGCCAAAUCGACGCAACAAAUAA
Xiphias gladius (swordfish) is the source of this 3366-nucleotide messenger RNA. It is a transcript of the gene lcp1, whose product is annotated as lymphocyte cytosolic protein 1 (L-plastin). Gene Ontology annotation, biological process: actin filament bundle assembly; actin filament network formation. The record is from RefSeq and is a predicted model, not a curated record. Lineage: Eukaryota; Metazoa; Chordata; Actinopteri; Istiophoriformes; Xiphiidae. Bases 163 to 2025 code for a protein of 620 amino acids. Gene Ontology annotation, molecular function: actin filament binding; calcium ion binding. Gene Ontology annotation, cellular component: cytoplasm; actin filament; actin filament bundle. The transcript has 16 exons.